GCUUCACCACCCGUAGGUCGACCACGAGCAGCUUCCACCGCGACAAAGCAGAUUUUUCAAUCCGCAAUAGCUUCUGCACAUCGGCAGUCGCAUACACGAUCCCUUCUCAUUCGAUUCAAGGCUGACGCAGCCUCCAUUUCGACGAAUUCGACUCAAUCGCACAUUUCGAGCUCACCAUGGUCGACUACCUAUUGUCGGAGAGCCCAAUCGGCUAUGCAGUAUACAAGGUCAACAUCCAGGCGGAUGUGGUUGGAGCCAAGUUGAAGGAGGUUCAGCAAUCCGUGCAGGACCUGGCUCGCUUUGGAAAGAUGGUUGAGCUAGUUGGGUUGGCGCCAUUCCAAGGAACGGAGCAGGCUCUCAACGAGAUCAACGACGUGUCUGAAGGCAUUAUGUCCGACUACUUGAAGGCCCACCUCGAGACUACUCUACCAAAGGCCGGAAAGAAGAAGUCUGUCACCCUAGGAGUCUCUGAGAAGAACUUGGCUGGAAGCAUUCGAGCCGAGUUUGGCAGCCUCAGCUGCGAGACUGCCGAGACCAGCGAAGCCGUCGCGGAUUUACUUCGAGGUCUUCGCCAGCACGGACCCAAACUGAUCAAGAAGCUCCAGCCCGGUGAUAUGGAGCGCAGUAUUCUUGGUCUUGGUCAUGCUUAUUCUCGAUCUAAAGUCAAGUUCAAUGUUGCAAAGAACGAUAACCACAUCAUCCAGGCAAUUGCUACCCUCGACCAGCUAGACAAAGACGUCAAUCAGUUCGCGAUGAGGCUGAGGGAAAUUUACGGCUGGCAUUUCCCAGAACUCUCCAAGAUUGUCUCUAACAAUGACAUCUAUGCCAAAGUUGUCCUCAAGAUCGGAGACAAGGCGAAGUUGGGAGACGAGGAUGUCGACGAGCUCGCCAACCUCGUAGAGGGCGAUGAGAGCGUUGCAAAUGCCAUUGUCAAAGCUGCUAGAGUCAGUAUGGGUCGCGACCUCUCUGAGCAGGACAUGGAGAUUGCAAUGCAGACUGCCAAGCGAGCCUCCUCUUUGGCAGCCUACCGCAAGAGUCUUACCAGCUACUUGUCAAGCAGGAUGAACACUGUUGCCCCUAACUUGGCCGCUCUUAUUGGCGACACCGUUGGCGCACGCUUGAUCUCCAAGGCUGGAUCUCUCACCAAUCUCUCUAAGUACCCUGCGUCUACUGUCCAGAUUCUCGGAGCCGAGAAGGCUCUGUUCCGCGCUCUUAAGACCAAGGGCAACACACCCAAGUACGGAUUGAUCUACCAUUCGUCUUUCAUUGGCAGGACUGGAACGAAGUCCAAGGGACGGAUCUCCCGUUUCCUUGCCAACAAGUGCUCGAUUGCUUCCAGAAUCGACAACUUUUCCGACACUCCUACAUCCAAAUUCGGUGAGGCUCUGCGAAGACAGGUUGAUGAGCGCAUCGAGUUCUACGCUACCGGCGCACCACCAGCAAAGAACUCUGCUGUUAUGCAAGCUGCCAUGAACUCCGUCAUGGCGGACAUGGACUUGGAUGACCCGACUGCUCUCGCUGCCGAGGAAGCUGUCCCCGCUGCUGGCGUCACCGCCGGCGCAACUGAGCAGGCUCUUCGCAAGGAAAAGAAGGAAAAGAAAGACAAGAAGGAGAAGAAGGAGAAGAAGAGGAAGCAUGGCGAGGAUGAGGAUGGUGAGAGCAAAAAGAAGAAGAAGAAGAGCAAGGCCUAGACUCAUGCAUGCGUGUGUUGAGAAGGAGGAGCGCGCGCGAAAGGAAAAAAAAGCAUAUCCUGAGCCUCACGAUCUGCCCUGUUGUGGGCGCGGUACACAUACUUGGUACAUCUCUUACGACAUGGCGAUGUAUAGCUGGGCUGGCGUAGUUAGGGCGUUCAAGAGGGGAUGAACUUUGUCUUUUUUUGUUUUCUUUUUCUUUCCAAUGCGGGUUUUCUUUGGUUGAACUGUCGCAAUUCCACGGACGUUUGUCAGUCUAUUGCACGGCGACUUGAGACGGGAUGCGAUAUUGUGAAUUGUAUCACCAGAACAGGAAUAAAUGCAAUAGUCUUUCAGUGUAAUUGAUCCUUGUACAGCUACCAUGGG
Molecule: messenger RNA, 2057 nt
Organism: Aaosphaeria arxii CBS 175.79
Lineage: Eukaryota; Fungi; Ascomycota; Dothideomycetes; Pleosporales
Product: Nop-domain-containing protein
Exons: 11
Coding region: 177-1691 (504 amino acids)
Cellular component (GO): small-subunit processome; box C/D methylation guide snoRNP complex
Molecular function (GO): snoRNA binding
Source: RefSeq, a predicted model, not a curated record